AUGGAUCCCAAUUUGAUUACUCAAUUGAUGGAAAUGGGUGCUAGUCGAAGCGCUGCAAUCUCUGCCUUGAGAGCUUCUAAGGGCGAUGUCAACGAGGCUGCCAUCGUCGUCUUCGAUCCCUUACAUGCCGAGGCUACCUUUUCUGACGCAGACUCUCAAUUAAUUAUCGAUGGACCUACUGGAUCUACAUCAAAGCUACCUAAAGUUAACGAUGAAGACGCGCAGGACGAUGAAAUGACUUCUAUUGAAGCAGAAUCAGAUGAUGGCGGGAUACAUGAAGAAAUCGAUUUCUUCGAGGACGAUGUGGAGGAAGUUGGAGCCGAUCCAUUUGCUCAAAUAUCUUUUCAAAAGGAUCGUAAAGAAAUCAUGUUGGAGAUUGAAGAAACUCCCGAGAAGGUUGAACUCAACAUUAAUCAAGUCAGGGAACCUGCGAUCAUCAUGCCUCAAAGUCAAUGGAUGAAAGGUUGUGCUGAAGGGAAUGAGCAAUCGUUUUUGUUUCAAAUCUAUAGUCGCUUGACCGAUACCGAAUGUUCUUGUGUGGCUGACAAAUGUAAUGGGAUCAUACAACGUCAAAGGACAGACUUCUUUGCUAUCCCUAACACCUUUGCCCUCUAUAUCCAACAUUUAGAGCAAGUGGUCCAAGCCAAGUGUCCGGACUGUGGCCGUGUGAUUUGUCUAGCCUGCUCGGAUGAAGUCACAGCCCCGUCUUCUUCAAAGGAACCUUCACUCGCAGGGGACACGUCCGCCGCUUUGCUUCAUUGUCCGGAUCUUCAAGCUGUCAUCCUGGGAGUUGGUCUAUCCCUCGUUGAAAAGAUGUAUUAUGUCACGCCUCAACCAGAGUCAUUGCCAUCUCCUGAGAUGAGACCAUCAAAAAAGACCAAGUUGGACACUCCACCAAUCAAUGAAAAUGAUUCGAGCGAAAACGAGUCCUUGGAAAUUACACAUCAUGGUCAUGCUCGUGGCGUUAGAUCUGGUCCCAAAGGGGUGGGCUAUGGAGGAGCCUCUUAUGGGUCUGAUGAUCAAUCUGGUCAACAAGCAGCCUCUCUCAUGCAAAAGAUGCAGGAUCAGUCACUUGCCUCUCUACUCGCGUCCAUCCGAGUUUUCAUGCCAAAUCGAUCAAGGAAGGGACCAUUCCGAUCAUCUGAUCACAUGCCAUCCAUCGCUACCGCCAUUCAUAUCCGACGAAGAUUCAACCCCAUUGCCAGUGAUCUUUUGAAGAACGACUCGCUCAGUGACAUGAGUGAUCGUAGAGUCCUCUAUGAGGAGUUCUUGGAGUGGCUGUUGAUUGUGUCAGCGCAUGAGAAUCUAGGAUCAAUCAUGGGACAGCCAAUCAUGCGCGAGACUUCAUCAAGAUACCUUCCGGCGACAGCUAAUUCCACAGGACAAGGUACCCGCGAGAAAGAGAUUACUUAUGAAGGUUCCGCAGGGCCGCGUGAAUUACUUGAAAACUUGUCUCGCCAAGUCAAAGCGGCCCGACAUGCCAUGAGACAUCCGGAAUCGGAAUCUCAACUUAAGAAGGCUCCAUCACUAUAUCAUCUUAGCAGAGACAAAGAAGAUAAGGAGGUGGAGAAGUUGGAAUCCUUUUGCGAGCGGUUUGAAAAAGCUGUAGCUUCGAUCGAUUUAUCGCUUGAGUCAAACAAUAAUCAUCAUGUCAUCGAAGCCAUCAAAAGUCUGAAUCGCAUGCAUGUGCCGGUCUCCAAUGAUUUAUCGUCGGUUUCACUAGAAAUUCUACAAACACGAUAUGUGAAAUGGGCUGAGAGUGUCAAAUACGAAGUUGAGUUCGAUCAUCAAAUUCCGAGUCCUCCAGAGGAAGCUCCUGUAGAUGGAGUAACAAGACCUACAGAAUCCGUUCCUUCUCUUAGCUCGAAUGCGCCAAAGUAUUUGCAUGCAUAUGCAAGAGAAAUUCAAAAUACAUUCUCAUACCCAGCCCGGAACACUGCCAUCGCUAGAGAGCAUUCUACUCUUAUAGGUGCGCUUCCAAUCUCUUGGGAUUCGAGUGUCUUCCUUCGAGUUGACGAAAGCAGACCGGAUGUCAUCAAGGUAUUGAUCACAGGACCAGAAGGCACGCCGUACUCGAACGGAUGUUUCAUCUUUGACAUCUUCUUGAACAGCAAUUAUAACCAAAGCCCUCCAAAUGUGAAGACUAUGACCACCAAAGGAGGUAGAUAUCGAUUAAAUCCUAAUCUUUAUGGAGAUGGGAAGGUCAUCAUCUCCAUCCAAUCCAUGAUCUUAUGCCAAGAGCCGUACUUGAACGAACCAGGCUGGAGUAAAAUGUCUGGUACCCCUGAAUCAAAGGCGUACAAUCUGAAUGUACGAAGAAUGGUAGUAGAUGAUGCAAUGAUUGGAUCGAUCAAGAAUCCCAAUCCAGCCUUUGCAGAUGUGAUCAAGACGCAUUUCAGAUUGAAAUCUCAAGUGAUUAAGGAUCAACUAGAUCAAUGGUUACAAGAAGAUGACGGUCAAGCUUUAAGGCCUGAUAAUCCAGGAGGCGCGGUAGGUCAAGCUAAAGUUGGGAACGGUCAAGACUCUAUGUUAGCAAGAAAUGUAGAGGAACUGAAACGACUACUGGACGAAUUAGCGAUUGAACCCGAGAUUGAGAAUCAAGAAAGUGGUUAG
Messenger RNA from Melampsora larici-populina 98AG31, 2613 nucleotides. RefSeq lists its product as uncharacterized. The transcript is spliced from 11 exons. Gene Ontology annotation, molecular function: ubiquitin conjugating enzyme activity; protein binding. The record is from RefSeq and is a predicted model, not a curated record. NCBI's taxonomy places the organism in Eukaryota, Fungi, Basidiomycota, Pucciniomycetes, Pucciniales, Melampsoraceae. The coding region runs from base 1 to 2613 and encodes 870 amino acids.